Messenger RNA from Patiria miniata (bat star), 471 nucleotides. Its product is annotated as protein bfr2-like. Bases 1 to 471 code for a protein of 156 amino acids. Lineage: Eukaryota; Metazoa; Echinodermata; Asteroidea; Valvatida; Asterinidae. The record is from RefSeq and is a predicted model, not a curated record. The transcript is spliced from 2 exons.
AUGCUACAAGGACUGCACAGUGAUGAUGAAAGCAUAGAGGGUACAGACAGAGGUGAAGAUGAUGAUGGAGUCGAAGACAGAGGUGAAGACGGAGUUGAAGAUGGAGGAGAAGAUGUAGAUGAGGACAGAGACGAAGAUGUAGAUCGCGACAUGGAUGGAGUUGAUGGUGGAGAUGAAGAUGUGGGUGAAGACGAUGAUGAAUAUGGAGACACAGACGAAUACGGAGACGAUGAUAAAGAUGAUGAUGUUAGCUGUGUUCAAUUGGAAAGUAGUACUGUUGGAGGUGGAGACAGAAGUAGAGUUGGCAACAAGGACAAAGAUGGAAAAGAUGCAAAUGAAGAAGAGGAUAGAGAUAAAGAUCAAGACGUUGAAGAUGUUGGUGAAGACGAAGAUAGAGAUGGAGAAAGAUACCUUUUGGUGGCGAGGAUGAAGAUGAUGUUAGCUGGGUUCCAUCAGAGAGUAGUACUGUAA